Molecule: messenger RNA, 2947 nt
Organism: Gallus gallus (chicken)
Lineage: Eukaryota; Metazoa; Chordata; Aves; Galliformes; Phasianidae
Product: mas-related G-protein coupled receptor member H-like
Exons: 2
Coding region: 123-1088 (321 amino acids)
Biological process (GO): G protein-coupled receptor signaling pathway
Cellular component (GO): membrane
Molecular function (GO): G protein-coupled receptor activity
Source: RefSeq, a predicted model, not a curated record
GGGCAUGUCUGCACCGUGAGCUCGAGCCAGCAGGAUGGAGUGAAGUGGGGUGUCCUGGCAGCUCUUCUCACCUGGAGGUGGUGGGAGAGGGACGAAGCACCCCGCAGAGCAGGAGCUUCACCAUGGCAGACACCACCUCGGCAGUCUUCGUGCUGAACUUUUCCGAGUACAUGGACUCUUUUGAAAACACCACGUCAGAAUGCCCGACGCUGAAUUAUAAAGAAAAGGUCACUUUAAGCGUCUGUGUGGGGAUUUCUUUCUGUGGACUCGUGGAUAACGCGAUAGUCAUGCGAUUCCUGUUCUUCCACGUGAAGAAGAACCCAUUCACUGUCUACACUCUAAACCUGGCCGUUGCUGACUUCUCUCUGCUCCUACUCCUUUCUCUGCUCAUGUUGUUAAUUUUGACCUUACCCAUCUGUUCUCUCUUCGAUGGCAUUCUUUUGUCCUACGUGAAGAUUUACAUUGCAGUUGGGUAUUUGUGCCACUUCUUCGACCUCAGCAGCCUGGGUUUCCUCACUGCAAUCAGCGUGGAGCGGUGUCUCUCCGUCCUCUUCCCCAUCUGGUAUCGAUGCCGUCGCCCAAAGCGCUUGGCAGGCAUUGUGAGUGGGCUGCUGUGGGCUUUCAGUGGGUCUUUGGUUUCCUUCAUGUAUCUCACCUUUAACUUCAUUGACGAACACAUGAAGACGUUUGGAGCCGUAGCCUUUGCAACCUGCUUGACUUUUUCAUCGAUGAUGCUGGUUUCCAACCUGUCCCUGUUCAUCAAAAUACAGCGUGGCUUUCGGAUACGGCACCCGGGGAAACUCUACAUCGCCGUCCUCAUCAACGUGAUCUUCUUCUUCGUCUUCGCUAUUCCUUUCAGCGUGGAGGUAUUUGUCAACCUUGCGGAUAGGCUGGAGUUGUUUCCCGAAGACACCUCUCUGCUGCUGGUGAUGCUGAACAGCAGCAUCAACCCUGUCAUUUACUUCCUGGUGGGGUGCUGCCGGCAGCGCCGCUCCCGGUGCUCCGUGACCGCUGCCCUGCGCAGAGUGUUCGAAGAGAAGGCGACCAGCUCCGCACCCGAGGACAAAGUGGAUGAGACCACGGUGUGAAACACUGCUGGUGUGGAGGCCUGGAGAUGCAGAGCCUCAUCGGUGGUCUGUGGGCUGCUGAGGAGACAUAGCUGGAGCUCCGUGGGAGGGUGCAUGGCACAGAACCGGCACGGCGCUGCCCGGCUGGGCUCUGUCCAUGUGUGUGGGCUGUAUUCCCAACGACCCUCCUUGCCCCGGUCCUGUGAAUAAACUCUGGCUCCCUGUGGUCAGCAGAUGAGUUUCCUGGUCUUUGUGAUGAUCUGCCGAGGGAGAGCGUGGCGUGUGAUCCCUGGGGGAUCGCAGGACAUCUCUGCUAUUCGAGCAAGGCAGGGCUCUUCAAAAAGGAUUGCACAAAUGGGCAAGUCAAUGGAUCUAAGUGGGGAAAAAAGGGUGGAGAAGCGGGGUAGAGAAGAAGACAUGGGGUAAUAUUACGAUUUAGGGGAUGGAGGGGAGGGAGAGAGAAGGAGAGAAAGAUGAGGCAGAAAGAGAGGGGGAAAGAGAGCACGUGAAAGGAGAAAAAACAAAAGCAGUGAACUGUCCCCAUGGUGCAGAUGAAUAAGAUUUGGUGAGACAAGAAUCUCUAACAGCUAAAACCGCAUUUUCAGCCCUCUCCAACCUUCAGAUGCAGCCUGUGAAGUGACCUGCCUGGGCUGUUUGAUAAGAGGCAGUGGGUGAAGCCCUGGUGCUGUCAUACAUCCACACGCUGCUGGUUUCUCAGUGUGGAGGGUCUCUCCUGGUCCAGAACCGGGCACAUGCAGUGGAACCCAGCAUCCCCAAAUGGCAAGGCAAAGCUGGUGGGUAGGGGAAAGAAAAGGAAAGGAGUGAUAGUGAGUGGCUGUGGGCAGAGAUGGUGAGUGUUGGGACCACCAAUACCCCUCAUCUGUCUUUUCUUCCCUGUCUCUCAUAGGAGGUGGUGGGAGAGGGAUGAAACAGCCAACCAGAGCAGCAGCUUCACCAUGGCAGAGACCACCUCAACAGACUCCUCUCUUUUCAGUGAUUCCCUGGGUGCUGUGAGGGACAGGGGGAGGGAGCAGCUCUUCUGGUGAAUUACAAGCUUUGCUGGUUGGCUUAUCUCUGUUUAGGUGGGGUGCUUAGCUCUGUGGCUUGGUGAUGCUUUUGGUGGCUGUGUGGCUCCUGGUCUUCCAUGCAAAGAACAGCCCCUUGGCUGUCUGUAUCCUGACUCUGGCCAUCACCGCCUUCGAUGCGAUCCUUUUUUGUUUCGCUUGCCAUUUGCAGUGUAAGAUUUUUGUUUGUUUGAACUAUCCGGAUUUGAUUUUCACUGUAGUUUGUCUCGUGCUUCUCGUCUGUCCCUUCAGCAGCAUGUAUCUCCAGAAAGCAGAAUGGAGUGAUGUCUCUCCGUGCUCUUCUAAGUCUGGUACCGAUGCCACUACCACAAUCACUUGUCAGGCAUCGUGUGGGGGCUGCUCGGGGCUUUUCCAUUUGCUUAACUUCUAUUUGCUGUAGUUUUCACCCAACCUCUGUCUGUGGUGACACACUCAACUUUGUUGCCACCACCUCAGGCUCCUACAAAGUCUUCCAGUGAUGCAGAUGCCAUGUACUGGGGAAAUGCCCAGGCAGGGGUCAGAUGGGAGCAGCAGGGCCUGGAGAUGCUGAACCCUUGUAGGCAGCCCAGGCAGAUGGAGAGUCCGCAUGCCUUCAUCCCAGAAUAAUAAAUUCUUGUUCCCUUUGCUCAAUAAACAAGUCUUUGUGGUUCUCUGGGGGGCAUCUGUAUCUGCUUAAUUGAAUUUACGUCUAAAUCAGAGAAAGUAUCUCUGGACCUUGUGUUAUUCACCUCCCAGAGAGCAAGCACAGCUAUUAAAUACUAUGCUAACACAGCUGGAAUCAGCUGUUAUAAAUGAAAAUUCACUUUUCUGACAUUU